Heteronotia binoei (common prickly gecko) is the source of this 5526-nucleotide messenger RNA. It is a transcript of the gene ACTN4, whose product is annotated as actinin alpha 4. The coding region runs from base 107 to 2887 and encodes 926 amino acids. Gene Ontology annotation, biological process: actin cytoskeleton organization; muscle cell development. The record is from RefSeq and is a predicted model, not a curated record. Lineage: Eukaryota; Metazoa; Chordata; Lepidosauria; Squamata; Gekkonidae. Gene Ontology annotation, cellular component: plasma membrane; cortical actin cytoskeleton; cell junction. The transcript has 22 exons. Gene Ontology annotation, molecular function: actin filament binding; calcium ion binding.
GUCAGUCGGUCGGAGCCGCCGCCUCGCCUCGCUCGGGAGCUGCGCGCUCCUCCUUCCCCGCCUCAGCCGCAGCCGCCUCACAACCCACGGAGCCCGCGCGGGCACGAUGGUGGAUUAUCACACCGCCGGCCAACCAACUUACCAGUACGGGGGCAACGGGCCCGGCAUCGGCGACUACAUGGCCCAAGAAGACGACUGGGACCGCGACCUCCUCCUCGACCCCGCCUGGGAGAAGCAGCAGCGCAAGACUUUCACAGCAUGGUGCAAUUCCCACCUGCGGAAAGCCGGCACGCAGAUCGAGAAUAUCGACGAAGAUUUCCGCGACGGCCUCAAACUAAUGCUGCUGCUGGAGGUCAUUUCAGGGGAACGAUUACCAAAACCGGAGAGAGGGAAGAUGAGGGUGCACAAGAUCAACAAUGUAAACAAGGCUCUCGAUUUCAUAGCGAGCAAAGGAGUCAAACUGGUUUCCAUAGGAGCUGAAGAGAUCGUCGACGGCAAUGCCAAGAUGACCCUGGGUAUGAUCUGGACGAUCAUCCUCCGAUUCGCCAUUCAGGACAUCUCAGUGGAAGAGACCUCGGCCAAAGAAGGCCUGCUGCUUUGGUGCCAGCGGAAGACGGCUCCCUACAAGAACGUCAAUGUGCAGAACUUCCACAUCAGCUGGAAAGACGGCCUUGCUUUUAAUGCCUUGAUCCACAGACACAGACCAGAACUGAUCGAAUACGACAAGCUCAGGAAGGACGACCCAGUCACAAAUCUGAACAAUGCCUUUGAGGUUGCAGAAAAAUACCUCGACAUUCCCAAGAUGUUGGAUGCAGAAGACAUUGUGAACACAGCCCGUCCUGACGAAAAGGCCAUUAUGACCUAUGUCUCCAGUUUCUACCAUGCCUUCUCUGGCGCACAGAAGGCCGAGACGGCUGCAAACCGGAUUUGCAAAGUGCUGGCUGUCAACCAGGAAAACGAGCACCUGAUGGAAGACUAUGAGAAGCUGGCUUCAGAUCUGCUGGAGUGGAUUCAGCGCACCAUCCCCUGGCUGGAGAACCGCGUCCCCCAGAAGACCAUUCAAGAGAUGCAGCAGAAGCUGGAGGACUUCCGCGACUACCGGCGGGUCCACAAGCCCCCCAAGGUGCAAGAGAAGUGCCAGCUGGAGAUCAACUUCAACACGCUGCAGACCAAGCUACGGCUCAGCAACCGGCCCGCCUUCAUGCCCUCCGAGGGGAAAAUGGUCUCGGACAUCAACAAUGGCUGGUCCCACUUGGAGCAGGCAGAGAAAGGCUAUGAAGAAUGGCUGCUGAAUGAGAUCCGGCGGCUGGAGAGGCUGGACCACCUGGCGGAGAAGUUCAGGCAGAAGGCGUCCAUCCACGAGUCCUGGACCGAAGGAAAAGAGGCCAUGCUGAGGCAGAAGGACUACGAGACGGCCACCCUGUCAGACAUCAAGGCCCUGAUCCGGAAGCACGAGGCCUUCGAGAGCGACCUGGCGGCCCACCAAGACCGUGUGGAGCAGAUAGCGGCCAUCGCUCAGGAACUCAACGAGCUGGAUUACUACGACUCCCCUAGCGUGAACGCCCGGUGCCAGAAGAUCUGCGACCAGUGGGAUUCCCUGGGGUCCUUGACCCACACCCGGAGGGAGAUGUUGGAGAAAACAGAGAAACAGCUGGAGACCAUAGACCAGCUCCACCUGGAAUACGCCAAGAGGGCAGCGCCCUUCAACAACUGGAUGGAGAGCGCCAUGGAGGACCUGCAAGACAUGUUCAUCGUCCACACCAUUGAGGAGAUUGAGGGUCUGAUCGCCGCCCACGACCAGUUCAAAUCCACUCUGCCCGACGCAGACAAAGAGCGCGAGGCCAUCCUGGGGAUCCAGAGCGAGGCGCAGCGGAUCGCGGACUACAACAGCAUCAAGCUGUCCGGGAACAACCCUUACACUUCGGUCACCCCGCAGAUCAUCAACUCCAAGUGGGAACGGGUCCAGCAAUUAGUGCCAAAGAGGGACCACGCCCUCCAAGACGAGCAGAGCAAGCAGCAGUCCAACGAGCACCUCCGCCGGCAGUUCGCCAGCCAGGCAAACAUCGUCGGGCCCUGGAUCCAGACCAAGAUGGAGGAGAUCGGGCGCAUCUCCAUCGAGAUGAACGGCACCCUGGAGGACCAGCUGAACCACCUCAAGCAGUACGAGCAGAGCAUCGUGGAUUACAAGCCCAACAUUGACCUCCUGGAGCAGCAGCACCAGCUCAUCCAGGAGGCCCUCAUUUUCGACAACAAGCACACCAACUACACCAUGGAGCACAUCCGUGUCGGGUGGGAGCAGCUCCUCACCACCAUUGCGCGGACCAGCAACGAGGUGGAGAACCAGAUCUUGACCCGGGACGCCAAGGGGAUCAGCCAGGAGCAAAUGCAGGAGUUCCGGGCCUCUUUCAACCACUUCGACAAGGACCAUGGCGGCUCUCUGGGACCCGAAGAGUUCAAAGCCUGCCUCAUCAGCUUGGGAUACGAUGUGGAAAAUGACCGACAGAAGCGUACAGGGAGCAUGGAUACCGAUGACUACCGAGCCCUCCUUAUCUCCACGGGAUACAGCCUGGGAGAUGCAGAGUUCAACCGGAUUAUGAGCGUGGUGGAUCCCAACAACAGCGGCGUCGUGACCUUCCAGGCCUUCAUCGACUUCAUGUCGCGGGAGACGACGGACACUGACACGGCAGACCAAGUCAUUGCCUCCUUCAAGGUCCUGGCCGGAGACAAGAACUACAUCACAGCCGAGGAACUGCGCCGAGAGCUGCCCCCGGAUCAGGCCGAGUACUGCAUUGCUCGCAUGGCACCUUACCAAGGGCCUGACACCAUCCCCGGAGCCCUUGACUACAAGUCCUUCUCAACGGCGCUGUAUGGCGAGAGCGACCUGUGAGGCGGAGAGGGCAGCGACGGCGGCAGCAACCGCAAGCGCUGGCGCUUUGAGGGAGGGCUCUCCCCCCACACAAACACACACACACAGUCUCUCUCUCUCUCUCUCUCGCACUCCCUCUUUCCGCAGUGGGGGCCCGGCCUCCUGCUCUUCUUCCUCUUCUCUCUCCGAGAACAGCAAGCUGCCUCCACGCUGGGCGAACCUGGGAGCUGGCCUACGAAACUCUUGUCCUUGCUGCGUUAUUCUACGAACAGUUACCUAUGCAACGGCCUCACCUUUCGCCCUCUCUUCCUAGCAUCGAGCUGGGGGGCGGGGCAAGGCUCGAUUCCCCCUUCCUCCCUUGACCAUCUUUACUUUGCCUUGCUUGGGAAUGGAGAGGAGAGGGAGGCAAGGGGGGUGGCAAAGAGAGAGAGCCCAGAGAAGGCAGGUGGCUGCGGGUCAGAUUUUGGUUUGAGUGACAGACUCCCGCUCAGAUCGCUGUUGCUUUCUACUCUUGGCCGGGUACAUCGUUCUGGAGUUGGGUUCUUUCCUUCCCGGGGCUUGCCGUCUCUCCCUCUCCCCUUUUUUAAUUUAAGCCUCGUUCUAGCAGUGGGGGGCGGGUGUUGCAUCCCCCAGGUUCGGAAGGAAAGCUAGCGCCAGCCUCCUCCUUUGGGCACACGACUGGGACCCCAGAACUUUUAACUGGCUGUCCCGGGCAGUGUUUGGGGAAGGCCUUCCUGGUGUGGAUUCUUUCUCCGCACCAACCUCUAAUGGGCUUGCUCAACCAGGAAGAGGGUCCCUGCACCAAGACCCCCGUCUUUGGGGGCCAGCACAUGCCCUUCUAUGCACCUCCGUUGUUCAACUGCUGGGACGAGUUGGCACCUGAUUCGGCACCUGAGAGAGAUGAGAGGUAGACCGCCUGCCUGCCUCCCUCUUUCCUUUCCACAGGCCAGGGACAUUACGGUGGAGGCGGAGCCUUUCCUGGGACGUCUCUCACUUCCGGCUGUUCACUUCCUGCUUACGGGGGAAGCGGAAAAAGGCACACGGGGCGGGGAGGCCUCUUGCACCCCCCCCCCCCCCGGCCAGCUUCUUUCUACCAGUUCUGGGCCGUGUUCUCCCUCCUUCCUUCCUUUCUACGCUCACCUUUGCGCACGGUUGAGAACACGCAGUUUCUCUCAGCAAUACUGACACACAAAAUCAAGGGCAGAACACCAAACGGGUUCACUUUUACUUACGAGCAGAAUCUUGCGCGCGGAGGGGGCUGGGCUGAGGGGUGUCCUAUUUGGCCAUUCCCCUCCCCUCCGCAUUUCUAGUAUAUUGGGGGAGGCGUGUCCUUGCUGGAAGCGAAAUCUCAGAAGCAAGAUACGUCCCGAAUGGAUUUGUAUUGGUUUUUCUCUCCAAGCAUGUCCUUUUUAUACACAGUGGGUGGGAAGGGGGUGGGAGGGGAAGAUCCUCUAGGAAAUGGAAGAGGAAGGGGGGGGGGGUUGAUCUUAACUAUAAAGGUGCUUUAGAAGGGAAAUCUUAAUGACUUUUUUGGAAGCGAAAGGCGAGCUCCGUGAUCGCAUUUCCCAACUUUUCUCGACAGAGGGAGAGAACACAAUUGGACAGGGGUGGCCAACGGUAGCUCUGCAGAUGUUUUUUUGCCUACAACUCCCAUCAGCCCCAGCCAGCAUGGCCAACGGCUGGGGCUGAUAGGAGUUGUAGGCAGAAAAAUAUCUGGAGAGCUACCGUCGGCCACCCCUUUCAAUAGGAUAUCAAGUUAGCGAACAGGAGCCAAUGAAGCGAGUCCCAGCAUAGUUGGCUCUCUUUUUUGGGGGUGCCUCCAAAGCUGUUCCCUCCACCCCCACCCCCUCUUCCCGGGGCAAGAGAACAGCUUUGCCCAAAGCUUAAGUCUUCCUUCUCUCUUUUUUCCUCCUCUCCACGCUCCGAGCAGACCCUUUUAAAAAAAAAGAAAAAGAAAAAAAGCUCAUUGCUUCACGCGUAUAUAUAUAAAUAUAUAUCUAUUUUUUUGUAAUUUUUUCCUUCAUCACGGUGCAGGGUUUUUUUCCCCGAGGACCAAAAUUUAAACAAAAGGAGAAACCCGCGUGGGGGGGGGGGGGAGAUCUUCUUAAAAAAAUAAAAUAAUGAAUAAAAACUUUUUAAAAAGCAGAGAAAAAUUAAAAAAAAAAAAUCCAAACCACAGCAAACUGUUUCAAUGUAAUAACGUCCAGAUUUAUUAUUAUUAAAUAUAUAUUCAUCUAGCAUCAUAUAUUUGCAGAUGGGGUUAUAUUUCGUGUGUCUUAUUCAUCAUGUCGUUAAAGUUACUGAGGGCCUUUAGCACUGGAGAUCAGUUAACAUUCCCACACAGGUGUUUUUUUGUUUUGUUUUUGUCAUUCCAUGGUUUUUGUUGUCAUUUUCCGUUUGGGUUUUUCUCCUCUCGCCCUCCCCACCCCACCGCACCCCAUCAGAGAAGGUUUAGUUUUAUUUUAUUGCAUUUGCUACUGAGCGUCCUCUCUCUCUCGGGAACGGCGAGGGGUGGGCGUUUCAGCCGAUAGGGAGUCGCUGGCUUCUGUCUGUCUCUGUCGUUCAUCAAGACUUAUUCUGAAACUUCCACACUUUACUGGGGAACCAGCCCCCCCCUCCCUCUUGGGAAAUCAGAUAAUAAAAUGUCAUAUUUUUAAGGA